CAAACUACAUUUCCCAUGGAGCUUUGCGCCGUGCCCAAGAAUCCGUGGAAUACCGAUUGCGCCUGCGUAUCCAGACGUGGCAACGGCAUCAUGGCCUCUUGGAAGCGCGUCGGGAGUCGGAUGAGAGAGGCGAAAAUGUUGAUGUUGGUGCUGCUGGUGUGGCUGUUACCGGUGCUGGAGGCAGUGAAGGUUUCUCCUCUCAUAGAGCAGGUCAGCGACCACAAGGACUUCAGGAAGCUGCUCAGGACGAGAACCAACGUGCUGGUGCUCUACACCAAGACAGCUACAUCAGGGGACUCCCACCUGAAACUGCUAUCAGAUGUGGCCCAGACAGUAAAGGGCCAAGGGACUAUUGCCUGGGUCAACUGUGGAGAUUCUGAGGGCCGCAAGCUCUGUAAGAAAGUGAAGGUGGACCCGAGCUCCAAACACGGAGGAGCUGAGCUGUUGCAUUACAAAGAUGGGACGUUCCACACGGAGUACAACAGGCCGGCUACCUUCAAAUCCAUGGUAGCAUUUUUAAAAGACCCAUCAGGACCCCCACUGUGGGAGGAGAACCCUGAGGCAAAAGAUGUUGUCCACAUAGAGACAGAAAAAGACUUCAGGAAGCUGCUGAAGAAGGAGGAGAGGCCUAUCCUCAUGAUGUUCUAUGCUCCCUGGUGCGGCGUUUGUAAGAGAAUGCAGCCCAUCUUUCAGCAAGCAGCCACAGAGACCAAGGGGAAAUAUGUACUGGCAGGGAUGAACGUGCACCCAGCCGAGUUUGACGGCCUCAAGCAGGAGUACAACGUCAAAGGCUACCCGACCUUCUGCUACUUUGAGAAAGGGAAGUUCCUUCACCACUAUGAGAACUAUGGAGCCACAGCCAAGGAUAUCGCAGACUGGAUGAGGAACCCUCAGCCGCCGCAGCCAAAGACCCCUGAGGUUCCUUGGUCGGAGUCGGACUCUCCGGUCUUCCACCUGACUGAUGAGUCUUUCGACAGCUUCCUGGAUGAACAUCCUGCAGCACUGAUCAUGUUCUACGCCCCCUGGUGUGGACACUGCAAGAAGAUGAAGCCAGAGUAUGAUGAAGCUGCAGAGAUACUCAACAAGGGCGCAGACAGCCCCGGUGUGUUGGCGGCAGUGGAUUCCACACUGCACAAGUCUGUGGGGGAUCGCUUCAAGAUCUCAGGCUUCCCGACCCUUAAGUAUUUCGAGAAAGGUGAGGACAAGUUCACGCUGCCGCAGCUCCGAAGCAAAGACAAGAUCAUCGAGUUCAUGCACAAUCCCCAGGCGCCUCCUCCACCAGAGCAGUCUUGGGAGGACAAACCCUCCAGCGUCAGCCAUCUUGGAUCGGAGGAUUUUCGAGAGGCACUGAAGAAGAAAAAGCAUGCCCUGGUCAUGUUCUACGCUCCCUGGUGCCCUCACUGUAAAAGCUCCGUUCCCCACUUCACCACAGCGGCAGAGCUCUUCAAAGAGGACCGCAAGAUCGUGUACGCUGCUGUGGACUGUACAAAAGGACAGAACCACGACCUUUGUAAGCAGGAAGGGGUGGAGGGCUACCCGACAUUUAACUACUACAACUACGGCAAGUUUGUGGAAAAAUACACCGGAGAUCGUGGGGAGGCGGGCUUCACUGGCUUCAUGCGCAGCCUGAGAGGACGUGAUCAGGAAAAGGUCGGCAAGAGGAAGGAGGAGCUCUGAGGGCGGCAUGCAGGGAGGGGGGGGAGGGGCGAUGCACUGCACAGUUUGUCAUUGCACUGUGACCCUUGACCCUGGCAAGGGCCCUAUCAGCACUGAUGUGGGAGACUUGAUGACCUCAGCGAAAGGCUAUUUUUUUACACCAUGGUGAUCACGUUUGUAAUAAUGCCAACGGAGAACCUACACAGUUUGACCGACCACUUGAGACGUCUUUUUCAUGGAUGUUCUGAUGGGCAGAAAAACAAAAAAGUGUUUUUCGUUUGUUGUUUUUUUUUAUUAUUAUUAUUUUCUUUUUUUAUGAAUUAUUUUUUUCUCUCUUUUACUUUGCCCAAACACUGUGACUGCAUAUGUGAGAAGCUACACCCUAUACUGUAUCUAUGCAAUACUGACCCCUGCUUGUCCCUGGGGGGGUCUGUGUGACUGAUUGACACCCGUGGUGGUGGGUGGUGGUGGGCAUCAUUGGUUCAAAGUGGAGGCUGCACUGUCAAUCACUCCACAGGGUCCUAAUCAAGUCCCCAUCAACCCUGCUCUGUUGGAUCCAGUGUUUUCGUACAGAACCUUCAUGUCUCCAGUCCAGAACCAUCCGGAAUAUUGUGUUGUUACCGUCACAGAUCAGUUGGAUGAUUUAAGACAGUAAAACAUGAAGUGCUACUGUAGCAGUGUGAAGAAGACAAGAUCCUGGACAGAGGCUCAAUAUUCUGUAUGGUUCCGGGCUCUCAUGAUCAGUUUUGCUUUUAGAAAGGACUGACUAAUUUUUGUUUGCUUCAAAUUGUGGCCUUACUGAUAUGACCAUAGAAAAUUAAAAAAAAUAAAAAUGAAAAAUAAAUAAAUAAACAAGUGGAGGAGAAUCAGCAGCCUGGUGCCCUUGCACUUCCCUCACGUCGUGGACCAGAGCAAGUCAAAGGAGAAGAAAAACAAGAAGAUGAAAUGCCAAAUAUUCUUGUGCAUUGCCCUUGAUCAUUGCUCAUGCUUUGUACAUUUCCAAAUAUUAACCACAUUCACCGCUGUAGUGAUGUUUUGUGUCUCGUACCUCCUCUGUUGUCCAUUCAGAAUGAGAUUUCAUCAAUGUUUUAAUAAGGUGGGGCUCAUCUCCAUAAGCAUGGGAGAUGCUCGAGUUCGGUGGCUGAAUAUUGCAUGUUGAUGAUCAAAUGUCCAUGACCAUUAUCCUCCCUCUGUGCACUGAGGAUGGAUUCCACUCAAUAUCCCACAGUCUGCUCCGCACUCACACACCUUUCAGGGAGGAAUAAUCUGGGCCUCUGGUGUACACUUUGGGCAUUCAGGGUUUUUAUUUAAGGGUACCCAGUGUGUUUCACACGUGUGUGUUUCUGCCACAUUCUGCUGAACUGAACGACACCAACGAGCCAAAACGACAGCCCUCUGGGCGGCUCACUCUGUGUCACCCUGCCGUGCCUCGGCCUGGAACUGCUCGGCUUCAGUUAGCUUGGACUGUGCUCUCUCAUGCCCUCCGUCAAAUUCCCAGGAAUGACUUCAUAAAUAUCCAUAGAGUAAUUAAGUAUUGAGGGAGUGAAGGCUGCGGCCCCCCCUUUCCACUUCUGGCAGCCUAACAUCAUUGGUUCAGAGCUAUCAUCAUUACCUUUGUGGCAUUUUUUUGCCGUGUGUUUUCAUCUCCCACGCUUCGGCCACUAUAAAUAUUUAAAGGCUUAUCUGUAGCUGAACUUGUGUUUUAUUAUUCAAGACUUUGGUUUUCUUUCAUUAUGAAUAAGGUUCUCAGGGAUAGCGAAACACAAUUAAAGGGAACUAGUUUGUUUGUAAUUCUGCAUUCCAGCUGAAUGAUUUGAAAUCCUUAGGUCACCAAAUUAGAUAUUGUUUACAUUUGUAUCCCUAGACAUUAAGAAAAAAAAAGUGUUGAUUGUCCUUUUCUGUGCUAUAUCAUGACAACAUGUGUUGAAUAGGACGUAUUGUCAGUAGAUGUUACUGAAGAAUUUCUCAACAAACAUCAUUGUGAUUCUUAAUGGCUUCAUUCUGACUGAAACUGUCUCCGAUGUUCUGGCUGGCACCAAACACUCUUCGUGUUGUGUGUUGAAAGUGACUAUUAAUGUUUCAUGGUAUGCAGGAGCAUUUUGAAAGCGUGCAUUACACAUUAGAUGUUAACAUAUCGCUGUAGUUAGGUGUCCAAUAUCCUCUCAGUGGGGAAACUGAUCUUUGUUCACUGUGUCCGUUAGUUUUGGUUGACGAGCCUCUGCAGUGACAUCACACAAUUGCUGAGUUAAUAGAAAGUCCACCUCUGUCUUAUCCCAAAGUUGUCCAUGUUGUGUGGGAAUCUGUCACACUAAUGCCAAGAAGUCAUUGUUGCCUUUGUUGAUUUUUCUGUGCUGAGCCAUACGUACAGUUUUGCCCCAUGCAGGAAGAACCUUGCAAAAUAAAGUCAAACAUUUACAAAAAAAA
This is a messenger RNA of Acanthopagrus latus (yellowfin seabream), 4080 nucleotides long. It is a transcript of the gene pdia5, whose product is annotated as protein disulfide isomerase family A, member 5. NCBI's taxonomy places the organism in Eukaryota, Metazoa, Chordata, Actinopteri, Spariformes, Sparidae. Gene Ontology annotation, molecular function: protein disulfide isomerase activity. Gene Ontology annotation, cellular component: endoplasmic reticulum. Bases 16 to 1677 code for a protein of 553 amino acids. Gene Ontology annotation, biological process: protein folding. The record is from RefSeq and is a predicted model, not a curated record. The transcript is spliced from 17 exons.